This is a messenger RNA of Cuscuta epithymum, 2712 nucleotides long. The record is from the annotation of a GenBank genome assembly. NCBI's taxonomy places the organism in Eukaryota, Viridiplantae, Streptophyta, Magnoliopsida, Solanales, Convolvulaceae.
CGGCGAAGUUGCAGAGUCGAGUGAGUAGCUUCACAGGUCCCCGGAAAUCAGGUUUGACGGUCCAACUACAUCACAUCAAGGAGAGAGAUUUUCUUCACCGGAAUGAUCCUCAAGGUCGGUGACUAUUCUGGUUCAACUCUAGAAGACCAAAAUUUGUGAUUAUAGGAUUUAGAGUAAUAUACUCCGUAGCAGUGAAGGCACGGGUUCUUAGAGAUUACCGUAUGAAUAAUUUUUGGGAAGAGAAGCAACGGGGUAGUUCAGGAAUUAAAAUUGCAUUUGUGACCGUCUAAAGAGAAACGCUUGCUUCUAUAGCGUUAUAUUCCAGCCAUUUUUUUCCAACUUCAGCUCAAUGUAGCUUGUUGUUCGAACAAUAAGGCCAGUGAAGAGUACAAAACGACCACUCAGACCUCCGUUGCUCGAUCGCUCCUUCCUCCUAGUCGCACCGCCGCCGUAAUUCGUUCUCUGCCCUCAGUCGCCGGGAAAAUCGGACCCUCAAUUCCCGAAAUCCCGAGAAAUCCGUGCGGCCCUCCCUGCAUGAGCGUGGGGGAUAGCAGAGGGUGAAACAUUUCGUCAAAAAACUCAUGUCCUCCUCCAGGCUAUUCCGGCAUUCCUUGUAAGAAGAAACUGUUGGUAUUCGUAGCAGUGACCAGAAGCAAAGAUGGUGAAAAAAUCAUGGAAAAUUAUCCCUCGACCUCUCAUGGAGGCCGUCCUCAGCAACCAUGCCCGGCAACACCGCGUCCCACAGCCUCUCAUUCUUCACGGGCCUCGUGGAGUCGGCAAAACCACUCUCAUCCUUGAACGUCUCUUAAGCCAAUGGAACAGCGGCCCUCAUGUCACAGGCUAUGUAGACUUUGCGAAACCAAUAGCAGAUCACCAUCCUGCACAUGGCCAUUCUUUUCCUUGGGAUUCUUGGUCCAACUGCCCUCCCCAGCCGCUACCCAUUCUCCAGUCCCAACUAGAGAGCUGCCUUGAAUCGUUGGCGUGGAAGGGCAUUAAGCUAUGCACGAUAAGCUCUCACCAGAUAUUCACAACCCUUAACAAGUGGCACGGACUCACUGCAGCUCUUAAGCAGAUCUUGAGUGCCGAUGAUCUGUCAAACAGUCCCAGAACUUAUGUGUCCGCCACUAGGGUCCAAUCAGCACUUAAUUUGUGGGAAAGGGCAGUAUUAGCUGCAUCUGCUCGACUAAAUGCCGAGGAGAUCAGUGGAUUGGAUGGAGAGGAGGAAGGGUCGUAUAACAGAGAAUCAUUGGCAGCCUUGAAGCUGGCCAAGGCUGUUAUGAGGCUGCAGCAGAAGUGGAGAAGUAAUGCAGUCAAGCAUUUGAAUCAAUCUGGUGGGUUUUCAAGGUCUUUGGCAAAUUCUGCUACAGACUGGCCCUCUCUAUUGAUCGAACUCUUGUCUUCAGCAGCCGAAGUUGACUACUUUCAGCCGAAGUUGGUCAUGAACAACAUAGAGGUGUUAAAGAAUGCUGUACUAAUAGAUGAUUCUUCAGUCUGUGCAUCCAUGUAUCAUGAUAGUUUGAUAUGGAGAAUAAUAGCAUUGGGCGCGAACGAGCGAUGUCUCCCAGUUAUUUUUGUAACUUCAGAUAGCUAUUACUCAUAUCGUGCUUACAUUGAUUUUGGAUUUCCAGAUAUUUUCAUCUCCCGUGAGACAUUUGGAUGGACUCCUGCAGAAGCUAAAAUGCAUUUGACUGGUCAGUUUUUUAGCAAGACUGAGUUGGAUGUGAUUGUUGAAGUUUUAGGAUCAAACCCGAGGCAUCUCUUUGAGCUUUAUGCACUGAAAUUAAGUAGCUAUUGCCAAAAGGAUGCCAAGAAUACAUUUGAGGACAUUGUUGAUGCAUACCUGGCAUUUCUACAAAUGACUGUGGUUAAUCCUGCCAUGGACAAGGCAUUAUCAAGGGUGCAGAAGUUUGCAAACGAUGUACAUAGUGGACGAAUUCCAAAAGACAAAUUGUGUUUUGGAGCUCCUUGGAGAAAUCUUCCACAUGCCAAUGACCAAGCCUCGUGUCGUGAGUGGGCUAAGAUUCAACUAUUAGACUUUGUUCAGUCGCUUGUCAAUGCAGAAUUUGGGUUAAACUACCUGCAAGAUUGCAGUCUUGAAAUUUUCGAUGAUCCGUGUGCUGUUGCAUUAAUAGAGGUUGGCUUGCUUUACAUGCAACGGGAUCCAUCCAUUGUUCGUCCAAUAUCUAGGGGUAUACAGAGGUGCCUGGUCAGAUGGCUUGUUCAGGAGCGUAUGGAAAUGGGCUUCAAGAAGUCACUGCAGUAUCAAUGGCAACGAGUUAUGCGGGGCCGGAGCUAUCGUCAUUUGUUGUGAAAUUAGAAAGUGGAAAAUACAAUUAGGAGGAUAUGCUGGUAAAGGUUUAGAUUCUUUGUGUUUACAUUUGUGGAUAAGAUUAAGUGCUCAAUUGGUGAGCGCUUAUUUAUGCUUAUUUUCAAGCAAGGUUUUACCAAACACUAAUAGCAUGAUAUUGUUAACAUUCCUUUACCAGUAAUGGUAAAAUAAAGGAAAAUGAUAUGUAUGGUAGGAGACUGUUGAGCAUGGAAUGUUAGAAUGAUAGCGAAGGUAUCCUCCAGUAAGUAAUUGGACACUGAGUUGUAUAAUUAUUGUGAACUUGAGAUGACUUUGUCAUUCUCUAACUCAUUUCCUGACACUUUAUUUGUAUCCCCAAAGUUUCAUGAAAGGGUAAAUAUUUUUCACCUUCGAAUAUCUUGGAG